CGGAUGUACAAUACUAGUCAGGCCAGGGUCAGUUCUGCGUUGCGGCUGCUACAAGCUAGCAGUAACAGGGGGAAAAAUGUCUCCGUCCUUGUUCAAUUUCAUCGAUGCUAAAGACAAAUUUACUGCUUCGACCCUAAGUGCACUGACUAAUAAAAACAGCAAACCUUUGAUCAGCGCAUUCAACCAGAUCACUGGGAAUGAGUUAGAGAAGAAAACCACGUUCGACCAAGCUCUGAGGGGUGUGUUGGAAGAGCAAAUUGUAGAACAGAAAGCAAGUUGUGAUGACUUCCUUUCUCUCAUCUAUCUCAGCAUUGAUGGAGUCACGGAAGGGAUCUGUUCGGCUACUACGCCUUUCCUCUUGUUGGGAGAUGUGUUGGACUGCCUUCCUCUGGACCAAUGUGAUAAGAUAUUCUCCUUUGUUGAAGAAAAUGUAUCUACCUGGAAAUCGAACUCCUUCUAUACGGCCGGGAAGAACUACUUAUUGAGGAUGUGUAAUGAUCUGCUGAGGAGACUGUCCAAGUCUCAGAACACAGUGUUCUGUGGGAGAAUCCAGCUGUUCCUGGCUCGCCUGUUCCCCCUGUCUGAGAAAUCAGGUUUGAAUUUGCAGAGCCAGUUCAACCUGGACAACAUCACAGUCUUCAACAAAAAUGAACAAGAGAGCACUCUUGGGCAGAAGCACACAGAGGAGAGGGAGGAUGGCAUGGAGGUGGAGGAGGGGGAGAUGGGAGACGAGGACGCCCCUGCGCCAUGCUCCAUUCCCAUCGACUACAACCUCUACAGAAAGUUCUGGACCCUCCAGGACUAUUUCCGAAAUCCUGUGCAGUGCUAUGACAAGUUCUCGUGGAUGACGUUCCUCAAGUAUUCAGACGAGACGUUGGCAGUGUUCAAGAGCUUCAAACUAGACGACAUGCAGGCCUCUAAGAGAAAGCUGGAGGAGCUCAGGACCUCUGGCGGAGAUCACGUCUACUUUGCUAAGUUCCUCACCAGUGAGAAGCUGAUGGACCUCCAGCUGAGCGACAGCAACUUCAGAAGGCACAUCCUCUUGCAGUAUCUCAUCCUCUUCCAGUACCUGAAAGGCCAAGUCAAAUUUAAAAGCUCUGGCUGUGCCUUGAAUGAUGACCAGUCUGCGUGGAUGGAGGAGACCACCAAACUGGUUUACCAGCUCCUGAGAGAGAUCCCACCCGAUGGAGACAAAUUUGCCACAAUGGUUGAGCAUAUCCUGAACACGGAAGAGAACUGGAACUCUUGGAAAAACGAGGGAUGCCCAAGCUUUGUUAAAGAAAGACCAGCAGAAGACAAACCCAAGAGGCCCACAAGGAAACGGCAAGCUCCAGAGGACUUUCUGGGAAAGGGCCCUGAUCGGAAGGUCUUCAUGGGAAACGAUGAGUUGACCAGACUGUGGAACCUCAACCAUGACAACAUGGAGGCCUGCAAAUCUGACAGCAGGGAGUUUAUGCCAUCCCUGGAGGAGUUCUUCGAGGAAGCCAUCGAACAAGCCGACCCCGUCAACAUGGUGGAGGAAGAGUACAAGGUGGUGAGGAACUCCAACUACGGCUGGAGAGCUCUCCGCCUGCUGUCCAGGAGGAGCCCGCACUUCUUCCAGCCCACCAACCAGCAGUUCAAGAGCCUCGCAGACUACCUGGAGAGCAUGGUCAUCAAACUGGCCAAGGAGCUCCCUAAGGACCUCCCCUCCGAGGAGAUCAAGACUGGGGAGGAGGACGACGACGACAACGGAGACAACCUUCUCAAAGAGAGCAACGACAGCCCAAGCAUGCAGAGCAAGCUGGUUUCCAACCAGCAGAUGGAUGAGAUCGCAGCCAAGCUGGGGGCUCAGUGGAAGGCCCUGGCGGUCCAGCUAGAGAUGAAGGCGGUGGAGGUGCGGGAGAUCGAGACAGACAGCGAGGACGUGGAGAUGCAGGCCAAGCUGCUGCUGGUGGCCUGGCAGGAUCGGGAGGGGCCCCAGGCCACCGUGGAGAACCUGGUCACUGCCCUCAACACAGCUGGCUUCUCCCAGAUGGCAGAUAACCUCAAUGAGGCAUGAACUGUUGAGGCUGUUUCGUUGUUUUAAUUGGCUCCAUGUCAGUACACUCACUUUAGGUUAAAAAAAAAAAAAAAGAAAGUGACACUUUUUGUAUGUUCAACCUCAAGGGACUAAUCGUUUUCCUUUCUUCAAAUAAAGAUGUUUUUUUAGAGA
Molecule: messenger RNA, 2194 nt
Organism: Hypomesus transpacificus
Lineage: Eukaryota; Metazoa; Chordata; Actinopteri; Osmeriformes; Osmeridae
Gene: thoc1
Product: THO complex 1
Exons: 21
Coding region: 77-2041 (654 amino acids)
Biological process (GO): regulation of DNA-templated transcription elongation; signal transduction; mRNA export from nucleus
Cellular component (GO): THO complex part of transcription export complex
Molecular function (GO): protein binding
Source: RefSeq, a predicted model, not a curated record